AUAAAUGCCAGCACUCAGCAGCACUGUGUCUGAGAGACACAGAGGAAGAUGUGGGUGUCCAAAGUAAUCUUUUUCAUUUAUCUUAGUACUAGUUGUACUGCUCAGGAAGAAGCUCUUCCUGUGCCUAACAUGCAUCUGCAGUCAUCGUGGUUUGAGGUGUUUCCGGAUGAACUAGUAAAACUAAGGUGUAACAUUAACAGCAAGGACUGGACCAUUACCUGGUACAAAGAUGAGCAGGAGGUUCAACCUUCAGACUCUUCUGUCAUUCUGUCUGAGGAUUCCCAGAGUCUGACUCUGAAUGCAGUAGCACAGUCACAGAGUGGAAAGUACAGCUGUAAAGGCAACAGCAAAACCAACGCAUCUGUUAGCACAGCACGCAGUAAUGCACUUCAAAUUACUGUUCAUGAUACGCCUACACUCACACUGUCCAAAAAUCCUACUCCAAACAGUAUGUAUGUAGGGGAGACAGUAAUCUUCACAUGUGAUGUUCCCCGUCUUGUUGGAUGGACAUACAAAUGGUACAAAGAUGAUGCAGACAUUGGCCGCACGGGCCCCACUCUGACCAUUGUUCUGGAACUGUCGAAUGGAGGGAACUACUCCUGCAAAGCCCUCAGAGAAGACCGAGUCGUACCACUUAGUAGUAAAAAGAUCACACAAGCAGUCAAUGAUAUUCCUGUCCCAGAGGUGAAGUUACGCAGUUCAUGGACAGAUGUAUUUAAGAAUGAGAAAGUGAUUCUGGGGUGUGAGACUGGUAGCACCGACUGGAGAUUCUUGUGGUUCAGAAAUGGACAACCCCUCACUGGAGAUGAUUCCUUGAAAAUAACAGGGGAGGAGGGAUCCACUCUUCAGAUAGUUUCAGCAUCACUGAGUCAUAUGGGGCCUUACACCUGUAAAGCCCAACACAAAAGCAGGACUGUCAACUCCACACUGAGCCAACCACUAGUUAUUUUAGUUUAUGAAACCACACCUAAACCCAAACUGACGAAAGAGCAACAGUACAACCCGAUGUAUGUGGGUGAGACGGUGCAGUUUAUUUGCAGUGUUGAUGUGGCCUCUGGGUGGAGGUUUAAAUUCUUCAAAGAUGAGAGAGAGAUCACCGUCAGUGACUCCAGUAUCAGUAUUCAGCUCAGCCUGUCUGAUGAUGGGAAAUACUCUUGUAAAGGGAUGAGAGGAGAACACACUAAUACAGACAGCAGUGACGAGAUUACCGUGACUGUUCUUGAGGUCCCUCUCCCAAAGGUGACCCCCCUCACCUCUUGGCGGGAUGUGUUCCCCACUGAGACGGUGGAGCUGGGCUGUGAGGCGUCCUCUGCUCCUCAGGACUGGACUUACCAGUGGCAGAAAGAUGACAAGAUGGAUCACCAGAUUAGCAGUGUGUCUUUUGACUCAGAUGGUGCUAAGCUCUCCAUCAGCUCUGCUUCAGCCUCACAUCAAGGCAAUUACAGAUGUAAAGCGACCCUAAAGAGCAGGAGUAUCAUUACCUCUUUUAGUGCCCGACAUACUCUGUCGGUGUAUGAUCAAAAACCUCAGCCCACACUGGUCCAGGAUCCAGACUACUCCAUACUGUUCCCCCGGGAGCCAAUGAGGUUCCACUGUCACAUCAAUGUGUCAAGUGGUUGGUCAUUUGUGUGGUACCAAAACAACAAAGAACUCCAACCCAGACAAGGCACAUAUGAAGUCACUUCUCCUGAUACCACACAUUCUGGGUCUUAUACCUGUAAGGGCAAACGAGGCAAGACCCACAGCUUCAGCACUCCCAUAAGUCAAGUUAAACAAGUUGAAAUAAGAAAGGAUAUACCUGCUCCUGUUCUAUCCCAGCAGCCUGAUGUGGACAAGGUGUACCUAGGAGAGCUGGUGAUGUUUAAAUGCAAUCUUAAUAUAUCAUCAGACUGGGAGUACCACUGGCUCAAAAAUGGACAGCCUCUAUCAGUUUUUAGUAAUGCCUACACUAUAGGCAGUGCAACACAUCAACAGAGUGGAGACUAUAAAUGCAAGGCCAAAAGAAGAAAAACGCUCUUUGAAACAGAAAGUCUGCCAAAAGUCAUUAAUAUUUCUGAUAUCCCUAUCCCCUCUGUGAACAACUUAACUUCAUGGUUGGAUGUUUUCCCGACGGAGACUGUGAAGUUGCACUGUGGGAUGCAGAAUGGAGCCUCUGAUUGGAUUUACACAUGGAGCAAAGACGGACAGCCGAUCAAACAUGAGGACAACAUGAAGAUAGACAAAAAUGGUAGCCUUCUGACCAUCCUCUCCUCUGUGUCACAUACUGGAGAAUACAGCUGCAUGGCAAAACACAGGAAGAGACCUGUCAGCAGCACUUACAGUUCGGGGAUAAGACUUGAGGUGUAUGUUGCCAAACCCAGUGUUGAACUUGUCCAAGAUCCUGACUUCACCAUCUUCUACACCGAGGAUCCAGUGACUUUCAGCUGUGGAGUCAAUGUGUCGUCAGGAUGGGAAUAUUUAUGGUUCAAGGAUAAUCAUAUUAUCAGUCAAUCUGCACCAAGCCACACCAUCGCACAUGCUUACACCUCACACACUGGGGGAUACAGCUGCAUGGCCAAAAGAGGGAAAGGAGGGACUGUUUUCCAGACGGAUAACAGUAGGAGUGUGAAAAUUGAAGUAAAAGAGCGCCCAUCAGCAUCUAUAGAACUCCUAACAGGCUGGUCUGAGGUGUUUUCCACUGACAGUCUAGUGCUCAAAUGUGAGACAGAAGACAGUCAUGACUGGAAUUUUGAAUGGUUUAAAGGAGGUAAAAAAAUUGAGCAGCUUUUAUCAGAAAUGCAUACAAUCACACCACAGAAUGACCCAGACCAAAGCGAGUACAUGUGCCAGGGCAACCGCACCGGGAGGCCUUCUUACACCAAGCGCAGUGAACCUCUGAAAACAAACAAUCUCUUGCUGAAGAGGAGAGUCCUUCUGUCUAUUUCUGGAUGUCUAGUGUUUGGCCUUUGUGCUGUUUUUCUUGGGUGUAUUGUUCUCAAAGUCUGCCACAAGCCAGCUGUUGACCAAGAGAAGCCAGAAGAGGUUGACCUAUUUCUAACCAGGGCAGAACUAUCAAAACAUGCACCAAAUCCACUAAUUGAAUAUGUUACUGAUGAAGACCUGAAAGAGAUUGCUAAAGACGCUGAUGAAAAGGGAACAAUAAGCUGUGAAUCAACACUUUUGCCGAUAACGUCUAAAGAGGACGAAGCCACACCAUCUGAGAGCAACAUUACAACUGGGAAUGGCGAGAUGGUUUCAUUUAAACAAUGAUUUAUACUGAAGUGGUAUGUCAUAGAAUAUAUAGGCCUGCAGACCGUUAAUGUAAAUAUUACAGUACAAAAUAAAUGAAUAAGUUAACAACGCUUGAGUAAAGACUUGGAUUAUGUAUCUGUAUAUUAUGUCAGCAAGUGGGGUGUGCUAAUAUUAUUCAUUCCUGUAUGUAUUUAUGCAGUUUACUGAAUGCUUUGUUCAUGUAUAUAGAACUAUAUUUUGUGUGCCGCACUAAAUGUAGCAGACAAUAUGAAGGGUAAUGUAGACUUUUUUGUAUUGUAAUUAGAACAGAGACCAGGGGUCAACAGAUAUGAAUUACUGCUAUGUUUUGUAUCUGAUCUUUAUUUUGAAU
Messenger RNA from Periophthalmus magnuspinnatus, 3601 nucleotides. Its product is annotated as hemicentin-1. The record is from RefSeq and is a predicted model, not a curated record. The coding region runs from base 49 to 3249 and encodes 1066 amino acids. Gene Ontology annotation, biological process: cell surface receptor signaling pathway. The transcript has 18 exons. Lineage: Eukaryota; Metazoa; Chordata; Actinopteri; Gobiiformes; Gobiidae. Gene Ontology annotation, molecular function: transmembrane signaling receptor activity.